Messenger RNA from Penicillium atrosanguineum, 1248 nucleotides. RefSeq lists its product as uncharacterized. Bases 1 to 1248 code for a protein of 415 amino acids. The record is from RefSeq and is a predicted model, not a curated record. The transcript is spliced from 6 exons. NCBI's taxonomy places the organism in Eukaryota, Fungi, Ascomycota, Eurotiomycetes, Eurotiales, Aspergillaceae. Gene Ontology annotation, molecular function: FAD binding; monooxygenase activity.
AUGCCACUCAAAGUUGUUGUCGUCGGCGCCGGCCUGGCAGGUCUGGGUGCAGCCAUUGCACUGAAUCGCUCGGGACAUGAAGUCCAAGUGAUUGAACAAUCGAGCUUUCUGAAUGAAGUUGGCGCCGCCAUUCACGUCGCACCUAACGCUACCCGCAUCUUGCGUGAGUGGGGCUGCGACUUCGAGAAGCUUCAACCGGUCCACUGUACGAAGGUCCAGCUCUGGACUUCUGCCGGAGACCUUAUUUCGACUCCUGUGGUGACCAAGGAUGUGCAAGAGCGCCUCGGUAUAACCGAUGACUUCCUCCUCACCCACAGGGUCGAUUUACAUAAUACUCUACGGGAUACAGCGGCGAAGGGAGUUGGUGGGAGGCGCGUCGAUAUCCGACUGUCGUCUCGUGUUGUAUCGGUGGAUGCGGAAGCGGGGCAAGUCACUCUUGAGGACGGAACUGUUUAUACAGGCGAUCUGAUUAUAGGUGCCGAUGGAAUUCACUCUCGAUCGGUACGAUGCAUCACUGGCGGCGAAGAGCGAAAGGACGAUACCGGUCAAAACUGUUUCCGGUUUUUGGUGCCCGUAUCCAAGAUGCAGGCUAAUCCUCUGACUGCCUCUCUUUUGAAAAAAACCGGACUAGAUGGCGUGCAUGGUUUUAUAGUUGAAGAUCGACGACUGGUCUUUUACCCAUGUCGUCGUGGAGACCUGAUCAACGCCGCGGGUAUCCAUCCCUCGGGUUUAGAGACGGCGGCGAAAGACUCAUCGUGGUUAGAUUCGGCUAGUCGCGAUGCGCUUCUCGAUACAUUCGAGUCGUUUAGCCCCGAACUCAGAGAGAUGUGUCGCAUUGCAGAAGACGUGAAGGUGUGGAGUCUGAAAUCUCGAAAGCCCCCACGGACGUUUGUCAAGGGAAAGCUUGCCCUUGCUGGUGAUGCGGCGCAUCCCACCCUGCCUCACCAAGGCCAGGGUGGUGCACAAUCAUUCGAAGACGCCGCCGCACUUGGAGCAUUAUUCACGUCUGAAAUGACGCCCGAGCAGGUUCCUGAACGCUUACAGUUGUAUAACCAAGUCCGCUAUGGUCACUCAGUGACUGUAAUGAUGAUGUCGAAGGUCCCAGACAACCGACGUGCAGAGAUGUUGGAUGAAUUACGCUUAUAUGUCCCCGCAGCUGAGGUUCCGGAAGACAUGUUUUCGUUCACGUGGAAUUCAUACCCGGUUCAAGAGGCGCAGCGGGCUUUAACGUCCGAUUUCAGGGUCUAG